Messenger RNA from Pichia kudriavzevii, 1371 nucleotides. RefSeq lists its product as uncharacterized. Gene Ontology annotation, biological process: tRNA methylation. NCBI's taxonomy places the organism in Eukaryota, Fungi, Ascomycota, Pichiomycetes, Pichiales, Pichiaceae. Gene Ontology annotation, cellular component: tRNA (m1A) methyltransferase complex; nucleus. Bases 1 to 1371 code for a protein of 456 amino acids. The record is from RefSeq and is a predicted model, not a curated record. The transcript has a single exon.
AUGUCAGCGUAUGAGCCUAACACACAUAUAACAGUGGAUGAAUAUGCUAUACUGCAUCUACCUUCAGGCGCAAGAAAAAUGAUCCAGUUACGAGCUGAUGGCUUCAUAAAUUUGGGUAAAUUUGGAUCUUUCAACGUAUGUGAUGUUUUAGGUUAUCCAUACGGUCAAGCAUUCGAGAUUCAGAGUGAAAAUUCGGUGAUUCCUAUUUCAAGUUUAGAGGAAGGAAUAACUGAUCUCAAUGAACUAGAUAGCGAAGAAUUAACAAAUGGAUCAAGCAAAGAUAACAGAGAGCUGAUUGAUGGUGCUAAUGUUCAAAAACUAACCGUUGAAGAAAUCGAAGAAAUGAAAAGCAAGGCAGGAGGUAAUGAAAUUGCACGUGAACUAAUCCAGAACAUGAUUAAAAACCAUGCUUCAUUUGACAAGAAAACAUCAUAUUCACAGGAGAAGUACCUUGAUCGGAAGCAUAAGAAAUUUUUGCGUCGUUUCCAAAUUAACUAUUUGACAUCAACCGAAAUGUUAGAUUACUUAUAUUAUGAAAAAGAACCUUUUAGAAUCAAUAAUUUAAGCAUUGAAAUGCUAGGUCUAAUUAUGAGUAUCGGCAACGUAAUGCCAGGAGGUAAUUACCUAGUUACUGAUGAAACUGGAGGUUUAAUUGUCUAUGCAAUGUUAGAGAGAAUGGGAGGUAGAGGUAGAAUAACCCUUUUACAUGAGAAUGACCAACCAAGCGUACAUUUAUUGAAUAAAACUAGAUUUGCUAGGGAAUUAGCAUCUAGCCCUGAAAGUAUGGUCCAGUACGUUAAUGUUUUGCAAUUUUUAGAACCUGAGAAUGAGAGACCCGAGUUUACACCAUUAUCUGAAGAGGAAAUCAAAGAAUUACCCGAGAUUGCACAGAUUCAAUAUGAAAGGAAAGUCAAGAGAUUUGAGAUUGUGAAUGCUGCUAUCGAUCGUGUUAUUGCAAACGAUUUUGAGAGUUUGAUUUAUGCCUCUACACUUAAUCCAACUUCCUUCAUUCCAAGAAUUUUACCACGUUUACGUGGAUCCUCACCGAUUGUUAUAUAUAAUCAAUACAAGGAAAUUUUGAUUGAAUUAAAUCAUAUUUUCUUAAGGCAGAAGAGUAUAUUAUUACCAAAUAUUCAUCAUUCAGUGGUUACAAGAUACCAAACAGUCCCUGGGAAAAUUCAUCCACUAAUGACUUCGAGAGCCGACGGCGGUUAUAUUCUAACUGGUAUCAAAGUAUUUCCAAUUGAAAACGUUGUUGCUGUUGGUAGAGGUACCAAGAAGAGAAAAACAGGUAAACCGCAAGAAACCAGCGAUGAUGCAACUCCCUGUCCUGAAAUUAAGGAUUCAUCCCUAACACCAGAAACUCACUAA